CGACGAGGCGGAGAAGGAGGUCGCGCUCGGCCGGAUUCGCACGGAGCCCGCGCCGACCUCGCUCCGGCGCUCGCGGACCGUCGAGGGCCAUGUGCGCGGCUCGCCGCGCCAAUCGCUCGCGCGGCUCUCGCUGGCGCCCGCGGCGCGGCAGGCGGAGGCGGUGCAACGGACGCUGGUGGCCGAGGCUGGCGGCGACGAGCCGGCGGGCGGGCUGCGCGUGCACCGGCUGAAGCUCAAGACGCGGCACCUGCAGCUGGUCAAGUGGUGGCUGCUCGGCUCGAUCGGCCUCACGCUGGUCGCCUUCUUCACCACCUCCUUCACCAUCUCGGUCGAGGGGCUCGUCGGCAACAUCAUCGACUCGCAGCCCGGGCAGAGCUCCCACCAGUCCUUCUCCUUCUUCUCGAUGGGCGACGUGCUCGGCGAGUCGGCGCCGGCGAUCGGCGGCGCCGUGCUGCAGGCGCACCGCUACCUCUUCCUCAUCCUGUGCGGCGUGAUGCCCGUGGUCUGGCUCAGCCUCUGCCUCAUCAUCUGGCUCGUGCCGAUGGACCCGCACACGAGCCACAACUUCGGGCUGCUCGCCCAAGUCGCGUACUGCUACACCGGCAUGGACGUGCUCGUCGUCGUGAUUGGCGCCACCAUCUUCCAGCUCGGCGCCGCCAUCGAGUUCCAGUUCGAGUCGCAGGUCUGGCUCCUCUCCUCGCUCAUCGACCGCUACUUCUCCGAGUUUGUGCCCGAGACCUCCCGCACGCACGUGCACACCACCAUCUCGCUCGGCGCCGCCUUCGAGAUUGGCAUCGGCCUCGUCGUCGUCGCGUCGAUCGUCUCCACCGCCGCGGGCUGGUUCGUGAUGUACGCGCACCAGCGGCUGCUGCACGAGGAGACCUUCUUGUUCCCGGUGGACGGCCAGGAGGGGCUGGAGUCGAGCGACCCGGAGGACGGCGAGGGCGGCGCGCUGGGGGAGCACUCCUCCUCGCAGGUGGCGGACUUGCGCGAGCUGCCAGCGACGGGCGGGCUGUCGCGGCUGAGGCAGGGCCUCUCUUUUGGCGGCAGCCCCCAAAGCGGGCCAUCUCGGGCCCCCUCCACCACCUCAACGGACGACCUCGCGGGGAUGCGGCAGCGCGUCCUGUUGUGAUGUGUGAGAGCCGGGGUGCUGCGCUGGGCACCUUGCCCGUGCGUGGCCCACCCUCGGUCCCUCGCUCGAGGUGGCUCGAGUCGAGCGGCACAAGAGGUCACCCCUUUUGAAAGGAGAGGGUUGGUGAGGAGAACCCCCUCUUGUUGUGGAAUAUUCUCUCUCGCUCCUGCCUCUUUUCUCUGAAGUCGAGAGAGACCGCCCCUCUCAUGGCCCCUCUAUUCAAUUAAAAGUCUAUUCGCCCGC
Molecule: messenger RNA, 1375 nt
Organism: Emiliania huxleyi CCMP1516
Lineage: Eukaryota; Haptophyta; Isochrysidales; Noelaerhabdaceae
Exons: 1
Coding region: 404-1132 (242 amino acids)
Source: RefSeq, a predicted model, not a curated record